AUGGCUGAAAACCAGGACCUCGGUUCCUGGUGCUACCUGGAUGACCUCCCAGCCGAUAAGUCAGGUCUCACCAAGGCAUGGACGAUCCUCGAGACGUACAGCGGCAUCCCACCUGGCGGGAUUGAAACUCACGUUAAAGCCAUCCGCGACAAAGCGUACGCGGUGCGGCCGUACCCCUGCCUCGGCCGCUGGGCCUUCCUCCGCUCCCCCAUGACUGAGUUGCCAGAGUACCCGACGGUGCUCGCCCGCCUGCGAGCGCCGGGGGCCGGCGAGACAUUACUGGACGUCGGCUGUUGCUUUGGGCAGGUGCUGCGGCGGUUGGUAGUCGAUGGUGUGCCGGCUGCUGCGUUGGCGGGAACCGACCUGCGCCCCGAGUUCAUCGAGCUCGGCUACGAGCUGUUCCGUGACCGCGACCGUGACGAUUUUGCGGGCGUGCGGUUCGUCGCGGGCGAUUUGUUGAGCCCUGAUCUGGAUGGUCCGGACUCGGAUCCGGACGCGGAGGGGUUGCGGACCUUCGACGGCGGGUUCGAUAUCGUCCACGCGGCCAGCUUGUUCCACUUGUUUGGGUGGGACGAUCAGGUGCGUCUGGGCGAGCGCGUCGUGCGCUUCUUCAAGCCCGACGCAACGGGGGCGCUGCUGCUGGGGACGCAGAUCGGUGUCAAGGAGCCGCUUUCCACGGACAUGUACCGCGAGGCCGGUGAGGGCACGCGGUAUCACCACAACAUCGAGAGUUUUCAGAAGCUGUGGGAUGUGAUUGGUGAAAAGACUGGCACCAAGUGGCGUGUUACGGGAAACCUGGCGCCGGUGAACAUUCCCGGGAUCCCUGCCAACUGGCGUAGGCUGUCCUUUGCUGUGUCAAAGGUGCAGUGA
Dichotomopilus funicola is the source of this 870-nucleotide messenger RNA. RefSeq lists its product as uncharacterized. The record is from RefSeq and is a predicted model, not a curated record. NCBI's taxonomy places the organism in Eukaryota, Fungi, Ascomycota, Sordariomycetes, Sordariales, Chaetomiaceae. The transcript is spliced from 2 exons. The coding region runs from base 1 to 870 and encodes 289 amino acids.